Messenger RNA from Eleginops maclovinus (Patagonian blennie), 2402 nucleotides. RefSeq names its product G protein-coupled receptor 85 (gene gpr85). Gene Ontology annotation, biological process: G protein-coupled receptor signaling pathway. The coding region runs from base 541 to 1674 and encodes 377 amino acids. The transcript has 3 exons. The record is from RefSeq and is a predicted model, not a curated record. Lineage: Eukaryota; Metazoa; Chordata; Actinopteri; Perciformes; Eleginopidae. Gene Ontology annotation, molecular function: G protein-coupled receptor activity. Gene Ontology annotation, cellular component: plasma membrane.
GACGUUUAUCACUUACUGCUGUGCUGUGCUGUGCUGUGGAAACAACAGGCGUUCAGAGAAGUGAGAAAUCCUCUCCUCUGAGCGGUCAUUCUGAAGCGACGUCCAUUCGUGAUGACAGGAGGCACAGCAGCACUGUGUUCAUCACCAUUUAUAGAAAUACUUUUAGUUCAUUCAAAAUGUGGUAACAAAAAAAAAGAGGAGACAACACCAGGCUACAGAUGCGACAGCAGAUCAACUGGAAGGAAUACUUUCUCAAAAUCUGUGAUCUGGUGUCAGAGUGCUCGUCUGAGGCCUUUCACUGCAGCUAUUUUCUGUCCUUCCCUACACAAUGGAGAUCGAAAAUGAAAAGGAAGCAGCCUGUGGCAGCAAAUGAGUGAAAAGAAUGCAAGGUGUGAUGAGACAAAGGAACAAAGGAUGCCUUAGAGGAGAGGUUGCCUAUAUGCCUGGAAACCUCUUCAAAGCACACCACCAAAUGGAUAUAACGCCUCCCCCUGCCACCUCUAGAUCAUGAGACUUGGCUGAAGCUAUUUCGCUAUCUUUAUGAUCCCUCCUCCAUCUAUGGCGAACUAUAGCCAUGCAGGGGACCACACCAUCUUGCAGAAUGUCUCUCCUCUCGCCACGUUCCUCAAACUGACCUCUCUGGGUUUCAUCAUUGGAGUCGGUGUGGUUGGAAACCUCCUGAUCUCCAUCCUGCUGGUCAAAGACAAGAGCCUGCACCGAGCGCCCUACUAUUUCCUGCUGGACCUGUGCGCCUCUGACAUCCUGCGCUCCGCCAUCUGCUUCCCCUUUGUCUUCACCUCGGUCAAGAAUGGAUCGGCCUGGACCUACGGCACGCUGACCUGCAAAGUGAUCGCCUUCCUGGGUGUCCUUUCCUGUUUCCACACAGCGUUUAUGCUAUUCUGUGUCAGUGUCACACGCUACCUUGCCAUCGCCCACCACCGUUUCUACACCAAGAGGCUGACCUUCUGGACCUGUCUGGCUGUCAUCUGCAUGGUGUGGACGUUGUCAGUGGCUAUGGCGUUCCCGCCGGUGCUAGAUGUAGGGACAUACUCUUUUAUCCGAGAGGAGGACCAGUGCACGUUCCAGCACCGUUCCUUCAGGGCGAACGACUCGCUGGGCUUCAUGCUCCUGCUGGCGCUCAUUCUCCUGGCCACACAGCUGGUUUACCUCAAGCUCAUCUUCUUCGUGCAUGACCGUCGGAAGAUGAAGCCUGUCCAGUUCGUGCCUGCUGUCAGCCAGAACUGGACCUUCCACGGACCAGGCGCCAGCGGGCAGGCGGCGGCCAACUGGCUGGCCGGAUUCGGUCGAGGCCCCACCCCGCCUACCCUGCUGGGCAUCCGGCAGAACAGCAACGCAGCGGGCCGCAGGCGUCUACUGGUAUUGGAUGAAUUCAAAACAGAGAAGAGGAUUAGUAGGAUGUUCUACAUCAUGACGUUUUUCUUCCUGGCACUGUGGGGGCCCUAUCUGGUCGCCUGCUACUGGCGGGUGUUUGCAAGGGGCCCUGUGGUCCCCGGUGGCUACCUGACAGCGGCCGUGUGGAUGAGCUUUGCCCAGGCUGGGGUCAAUCCGUUCAUCUGUAUCUUCUCCAACAGGGAGCUCCGGCGCUGCUUCAGCACCACACUCCUCUACUGCAGAAAAUCCAGGUUACCAAGGGAACCCUACUGCGUUAUAUGAAGGUUUUGCUGUUUUUUUCUCAUCUUUGUCUCUAAUUCCCUGAUUGAUCUUGAUAUGGGCUUGUUCCCAUUGUACAGCGCACUCUCUCUUCUAUCUCUCUUCUCUUCAUCCUCCAGUUUUCCCUCCUGUUCCUCCUUCUCCUAACCCUUGUUUUCAGAGGUAGAAGGUUGGACUGCCAAUCUCGAGGCUCUGCCAGGGUGAUUGAAUACUAUCAAACAUGGAGGCUGGAGGGAGUGGGAAUACGCAGGAGGUCUGGAUCCCCCCUCCUGUGUUUAUGUUCUAAUAAACGGACAUUGUGGAAGGCCAUGCCAAUGCAGAGAUGCAAAAAGUUGAAAAAAAAGAAAAAAGAAUUGACAAAACACUCAAAACAAACCCUCUUGCUUUGGAUAUUUUGAAGAUUCUGUGAGGUGUGAAAUACGUAAAAAUGAAAAGAAAAAAGAACAAAAAACAAAGAUAUGAUUCCUCUCAAGGAAUCACUGGAAAUGUUUUACAUUUUAAAGAGUUGCACUAAAAAGAAGAUGUAAAGAUGCUUUUUUUUGGUCAACAGUUGCCGGUUGAAUUGCAAGGACAACUUUUCUCUUUUUUCCAAACGAAACAAUGAAUGCUUUAAUUUGCAACAGACUACACAACCGCUGUAAGUAAAGCAAAGCUUGGUGACUGUUGGAAUACACCAUCACAAGAGGAUAAAAUGGUUUUAAUGUAAGUGAUAUCCUUUUCAUUUACAGGGC